UCCCCAAUAAAUAUAAAUGUCUGAGGUUGAAAAAAAGUUUUUUUUAAUCCAGUUUUUACAGACUAGGGGUUAAAGCUGGUGUCUGCACAUAUUCCGAAAUCCACUAAUGGGCUCCGGUCUAAACAGGCUGAUGGUGCGAGUCCAUCUCUGUUGAGAGAUAUUGAUGCUCAAAUGAUUGUAGUUUCUCUUCAUUAAAGAUGAUCACUCUACUAAAGAGAGGAUUAACCGUUUUUAUCUAGGAUUAUAGAAGGGAUCUCUGGCUAGGUUUUCUAAUGGCUUUGGGUUUAUAGCUGAUGCUCACGACCUUCUAAAAGCUCUCAUUCACUCUCUGAUCGACCCAAAUCUUUACUCAGCAAGUCUUUACUGGCAGCAUGACUUGUUGUUUAUGAUUUAUUACAAAGAAACAUGCACAGUUUUGGGCUGACAUGAAAGAAAUAUCCAGAUGAAGAUUUUAGAGGUGGAGACAACUUUGGGAAUAGACAAGAUGAGUGAGGUAUUUAACAUUUAUUUAUUUUCCUAUUGCACACCAUUUUCAGAUAUUAUCAGUUUUGUAAUUUAGGACAAAUGAUCUCUAAUGUGCAUUUAUUUUUCAAUGCAUGUACUACAUUGCCUUCAUCAAAUGGGUUUAGGACGUUUCGGUUGACGAGAACCAUUUGGUCAGCAUUGUAAAUAAUGGUCAGCGUGGAAGACUAGAGGAGCAGCGGUGCUCAUUGGGACCAAAAGCAUCUCAACAAGUUCCUGUCUACGGCCCAGGUCACACAUCAACAGAAAUGAUGCUUUUGUAUCUUUCAUUUACAUUUUCGCCUAAUUUCAAAUGCUACUUCAUUAGAUCCUGAUGAGAUUUACCAGCUUCUGGUGAACAGUCAGAGCCGCAGAUUAGAUGACCAGCGGGUGAUGCUCACUUCAUCACCGGGUAUGGAGGCAUUCACGAUCAAAGAGCGGAAAGAGACCAAUACAUUGAAGACAAGCUUUGAUCACAUCCGUAAUAUGGUCAGCAGCGCUCAUAGUUUCAGGAGACGGACCCCUCGAAAAAUGCCCAUGAGCCCUGCGUCACCAAACUUCAGUCUCAGUAAUCCCACUCAGCAUUGUGAUCAUCCAGAUUCCUUCAACAAGCUUCCAUCUAGAUCAGCUUCUUUCAGCCCAAUCUUAGACAAAGACCAAAUGGAUUAUGAUUUUCAGGGUGAGCAGGACCGGCUUUUCUGUCUAGUGAGUCAAGCACAGCGUGGAAGUAUUGACAAACAACGCUGCUCGAUCAACCCCCUAUCACAUUCCUCCAGGCCAUCAGAUCAAGAUGCUGAGCAGUUUUUUUCUCUUAUUGCUAAUACACAAAAUCGACGGUUAGAUGACCAGCGAGCAACACUUAACCUGCUUCCAGAAAUACAACAAUCCACUGGUGUUACUGGUCAGGAAUCUGAUCAACUUUUCAAUAUCGUCUCCAGAAUACAGGGCUCUCGGAUAGAUGAUCAACGGUGCUCUGCUCCUCACAUCCAGCUGGGGUCCCCAGCCCCCCCGAGAAAGUCUCACUCUCAACCCGCGUCCCAGAUUUUCCCUCCAUCUCAAUCAGGGCCACCCCGGAGAUCAGCAUCCUUCAGUCCAGUCUCAGAGAAUCAGGAACAAAACUGUUUUGAUCAGGACCAGUUUUUCUCUCUUGUCCAUCAUCUACAGCAAAGUCGAAUGGAUGACCAGCGAUGCUCAUUUGAACCCAGCAAAUAUAGUUCUUCCACUAUAAAGACUCCCAACACUACACCCAUUGCUGAAGACGCUGAACAGUUAUUUAAAUCCAUGGCAGGCCAAUGUGCACUGAAGUCACCGCCAGGCCUGCAGACCUACAGCACAGAGCAUCACAAAGGGCGAAAUAAAGCAUCCACCCCUCAGAUCACCCUGACUCCCGCAUCACCGGCUGUACCCCAAAAAGCUCCUUCCAGAUCGACGUCUCCCACCCUGAUGCUCUGUGACUCACCUGUCAGGCCUCCUCUCAGAUCUUCUAGCCCUGGGUCAGAUGAGCAAAGGUUACUGUAUGAUGACAUGCCCAUGCAGAUAACAUUUCAAAUUUCCAUGCGUUUCCCCCCACAUGAAGCGUAUGAACCAAAUAUACAGCCGUGUCAAUUGCCUGAAGUCUUUCUCACAGUUGGACAACCAGGAGGAACUGUUGUGCUUCCACUCAACCCCAAACCUGGCAGACCUGUCUCCUUCAAUAUUAAUCCACCCAAAAACCAACACUCCAGGUCUGCAUCUCCUCGCAGGUCUCCUGCCAGACAAGAAAGGGGGAAGAUCUUCUUCACCAAACCGAGUCAAUGUGACUAGUCCCAUCAGCCCACGUGAGGAUUAUUUCUCUCUGAUCCAGAGAGUCCACACUGCUCAACUGCAACACAACAAUGGACAGGAACGAGGAGACAUGAACAGGGAACCUAAGAGGGCAAAAGGAAAAAGUGGUGGAAGGAAAGAGAAAAAAGAAGGAAAUAGAGAAAAGAAAAAAUAAGAGACUCAACAGUCAGUAUUUAUUUCCAUUCACGCUGGUUUUAUAUGACCUAUGGACAACUAGCCUUUCUUCCACUGAAUUUGUGUAAUAAAAUGGAAAUGAGCAUUUCAAAAUAAUGUUCGCACUAGAAGGUUGUAUUAUGAAAAAUGUUUUUUUUUUCUGAUUAAAAGAAGUUUAUUUAAUUUGUGUGUCAAUGUAUCAAGAGAACGUGAAAGUGUUUGUAAAUAUCUUGUAUGAUGGAUGAUCGUAUAUGUCUCUUUGUUGUGUUUGACAAUCUCUUGUAAAUAAUAAAACAACAAACUUCUUGUUAGAUAACUCC
Messenger RNA from Triplophysa rosa, 2798 nucleotides. RefSeq lists its product as uncharacterized. The record is from RefSeq and is a predicted model, not a curated record. Lineage: Eukaryota; Metazoa; Chordata; Actinopteri; Cypriniformes; Nemacheilidae. The transcript has 9 exons. Gene Ontology annotation, molecular function: protein binding; guanyl-nucleotide exchange factor activity. The coding region runs from base 895 to 2304 and encodes 469 amino acids.